Messenger RNA from Zea mays, 1887 nucleotides. Its product is annotated as eukaryotic translation initiation factor 3 subunit 6-interacting protein. The transcript has 7 exons. Bases 70 to 1635 code for a protein of 521 amino acids. NCBI's taxonomy places the organism in Eukaryota, Viridiplantae, Streptophyta, Magnoliopsida, Poales, Poaceae. The record is from RefSeq and is marked provisional. Gene Ontology annotation, cellular component: eukaryotic translation initiation factor 3 complex; cytoplasm. Gene Ontology annotation, molecular function: translation initiation factor activity. Gene Ontology annotation, biological process: translational initiation.
GGCUUCAUCCCACCGCGCGCCACCGGACCUUGAACGGUUGAACCCCCCUGCCUCCCCAGUUCCCCAGCCAUGGCGGCGGCCCCCUACGACCGGGAGGACGGUCUGCAGCCGUCGGCGCCGCCGCACGCGGUGGACGCUUACGAUCCCAGCUACGUGCCGGACUCCGUCAAGACCUUCGUGGUGCACCUGUACCGCCACAUCCGGGACAAGAACGUCUACGAGAUCCACCAGAUGUACGAGGGCGGCUUCCAGCGCCUCUCCGACCGCCUCUUCCGCGACGCUCCCUGGCCCUCCGCGGAGGCCGUCGCACCCUACUGCGACGGCGAUCCCGUCUUCCUCCUCCUCUACCGCGAGCUCUGGUACCGCCACGCCCACGCCCGCCUCUCUCCGCUCACUGCCGCGCACCGCGCCGAGUCCUGGACCAACUACUGCGACCUCUUCAGAGUCGUCCUUCACGGCGUCGUCAACAUGCAGCUGCCCAACCAGUGGCUCUGGGACAUGGUCGACGAGUUUGUCUACCAGUUCCAGAGCUGCUGCCAAUACCGCGCCAAGCUCAAGACCAAGACGGAGGACGAGCUCAACCAGCUCAAGCAGUUCGACAAGGCGUGGAACGUGUACGGGGUCCUCAACUACCUGCAGGCGCUGGUCGAGAAGUCCAUGAUCACACAGAUCCUCGAGAGGGAGAAGGAGGGCCUGGAGCAGUUCACCGCCACCGAUGGCUACGACUACGAGGGCGGGAGCAACGUGCUCAAGGUGCUCGGCUACUACAGCAUGAUUGGCCUCCUCAGGAUACACUGCCUCCUUGGGGAUUACCACACUGGCCUCAAGUGCCUCGGUCCCAUCGACCUCAACCAGCAAGGGGUCUACAGCAUUGUCAUCGGGAGCCACAUUUCCACCAUCUAUCACUAUGGCUUCGCAAACCUUAUGAUGCGCAGGUAUGUUGAGGCCACUCGUGAAUUCAACAAGAUUCUUCUGUAUAUCCUCAAGUACAAGCAGUAUCAUCAGAAGUCCCCUCAGUAUGAUCAGAUACUGAAGAAAAAUGAGCAGAUGUAUGCACUGUUGGUGAUUUGCCUAUCUUUGUGCCCACAGAACAAGCUCAUUGAUGAAAAUGUUAGCACCCAGCUGAAAGAAAAGUAUAACGACAAGAUGACAAAGAUGCAGAGGUAUGAUGAUGAAGCAUACGCUGCUUAUGAUGAGCUAUUUUCGUAUGCUUGCCCCAAGUUCAUUACACCAUCACCUCCAGUGCUGGACCAGCCGCUAACAAACUAUAACCAGGAUGCAUACCGUCUACAGUUGAAGCUGUUUCUUUAUGAAGUAAAGCAGCAGCAGUUGCUUUCUGGGAUCCGGAGUUAUCUGAAGCUAUAUUCAACAAUAACCAUUAGCAAACUUGCCCAAUAUAUGGAAGUGGAUGAAGCAACGCUAAGGUCAAUCUUGAUGACAUACAAGCACAAAAUGCAUGCGGUUGACAGUGACGGAAAGAUGGUAUCGAGUGCAGACUUUGACUUUUACAUUGUUGAGGAUGUUAUUCAUGUCGUGGAGUCCAAACCUACUAAGCGUCAUGGCGAUUACUUUUUGAGACAAAUUUUGAAGUUCGAGGAAAUGAUCGGUGGACUGGAUAAAGUACAGCUUGACUGAACCUGGUAGCAAAUAUGGAGAGAAAUGCCACUGCUUUCUUUUUGCUAAUAUAGGAAUAGAUGUUUAUGAUGGAUGUCAUUAGCAAGUUAUGUUUGUGCCUUCUGUAGCCCAUGCAAAAACCCGUCAUUUUUUCUCUCUUUUCACUGGAUUCGACUUUGAAGCCCGUUGAGGCAAUUAGCAGAGUCGUGAUGUUAAUUUUGGUCGCCCAGUUGCUUGAAUAGUGAUCUCAUAUCCUAUCUGGGAGUGGCAUGC